This is a messenger RNA of Drosophila eugracilis, 4011 nucleotides long. RefSeq names its product NAD-dependent histone deacetylase sirtuin-1 (gene Sirt1). The transcript has 2 exons. Bases 625 to 3111 code for a protein of 828 amino acids. The record is from RefSeq and is a predicted model, not a curated record. Gene Ontology annotation, molecular function: NAD+ binding. Lineage: Eukaryota; Metazoa; Arthropoda; Insecta; Diptera; Drosophilidae.
UAGUGCUUAUAUAUUUAAUAUCUUUUUUCACAAGAUAACGAAAUGUAUUUCAUCAUUUACAGUGCUUACUGUAUAAUCACGUAAUGGCAACGUGAAAACGCAUAAAAUACUAUAAAUAUACUGAAAUGAGUCAUGAGGGCGGCACUUUCCAUACGAAAACGCGUUAGUACCUUUGGCACGACGAGUCAGGGUCCCACCCGAUUUACUUCCACAAGCGCACAUACACAUACAGGCGCAGCUACGUGCCAUCUUGCUUUUUCAUCGGAAAAUUUUCCAGAAAUUACGCUCGAAAAUUACGAAAAAAUCGCACUCAAAUGGAUCGGAAUUUUUUUUAAAAUUUAAAUUUUGUGAAAAUACGUAAAAUAAAGUCAAGUUGGCUAAAAAAAUCGCCGCCAAACGAUCGCUGGAGAAUUUUUUCAAUCAAGCCAAAUGGGUGCGAAGCUGACGACGUAAAAAUUUUUGUGUGUACCAACGAAAGAGCGGAGAAAACGGACAAGGCGAGAGCGCAAAGCGGAGAGACCGAGGAAACACUCGCGCAGCAAGAAGAAGCAGCAGCAGCACCACCAACGACGAGAGUUUUCUCUCUGUAAGUCUGUGUGUGCGCGCGUGUGUGUGUUGGGGAAAAUGAUGGAAAAUUACGAGGAAAUUCGCCUGGGCCAUAUUAAGGCCAAGGAUCUGGGCGACCAGGUUCCUGACGCUUCACAGUUCUAUCCACCGGCCAAGUUUGAUUUUGGCGCCGAAAUUCUGGCCCCAACGUCUACGGAAGCAGAAUCGGCGGCAGAGGCAGAGGCAACAACAGCAACCAGCGAACUUGCUGGCAAAGCAAAUGGUGAAAUCAAAACAAUAACAUUGGCAGCCAGGGAAGAACAAGAAAAUGGCGCCAAUUUGGAGCAAGAAACCAAAAAGCCCCUAAAGCCAUUGGGCGAGGAUGAAGAGGAGGACGAGGAAGAGGAAGACGACGAGGAGGAGGAGGAUGACGAUGAGGAAGAGGUCACCGGAACUAGCAACGAGGAUGAGGACUCCAGUUCCGAUUGCUCCUCAUCCUCCGUUGGUCCCGAUUGCAAGUUGCGUUGGCUACAAAGAGAAUUUUACACAGGCCGUGUGCCUCGCCAGGUAAUUGCCAGCAUUAUGCCGCACUUUGCCACUGGACUAGCGGCUGACACCGAUGACUCUGUGCUGUGGGAUUACCUAGCCCACCUGUUGAACGAGCCCAAGCGGCGCAACAAGCUGUCAUCGGUGAACACCUUUGAUGAUGUCAUCAAUCUGGUAAAGAAAUCACAGAAGAUCAUUGUGCUCACUGGAGCUGGGGUUUCUGUUUCCUGCGGCAUACCAGAUUUUCGUUCAACCAAUGGCAUAUAUGCGCGGCUGGCCCAUGACUUCCCCGAUCUACCUGAUCCGCAGGCCAUGUUUGAUAUCAACUAUUUCAAGCGGGAUCCGCGACCGUUCUACAAGUUCGCCCGCGAAAUAUAUCCUGGCGAAUUCCAGCCGUCGCCUUGCCAUCGUUUCAUCAAGAUGCUGGAGACCAAGGGCAAACUGUUGCGCAACUACACACAAAACAUCGACACUCUCGAGCGAGUGGCGGGAAUCCAAAGGGUGAUCGAGUGUCAUGGCUCCUUCUCAACGGCCUCGUGCACCAAGUGCAGGUUCAAAUGCAACGCCGACGCUCUGCGAGCGGAUAUCUUUGCACAGCGGAUUCCGGUGUGCCCACAGUGCCAGCCCAACAAGGAGCAGAGUGUGGACGCAUCGGUAGCCGUUACUGAAGAGGAACUGCGUCAGCUGGUUGAGAACGGCAUCAUGAAGCCGGACAUCGUCUUUUUUGGAGAGGGUCUUCCGGAUGAGUACCACACGGUCAUGGCCACCGACAAGGACGUUUGCGAUCUCCUGAUCGUGAUCGGAUCCUCCCUGAAAGUGCGACCCGUGGCCCACAUUCCCAGCAGCAUCCCGGCAACAGUGCCACAGAUUCUCAUCAAUCGAGAGCAGCUGCAUCACUUGAAGUUUGAUGUGGAGCUGCUGGGCGACUCCGAUGUGAUCAUCAACCAGAUUUGUCACAGGCUUUCAGGCAACGACGACUGCUGGCGGCAGCUGUGCUGCGAUGAGUCGGUGCUUAACGAAAGCAAGGAGCUAAUGCCUCCACAGAACUAUCAUCAUCACCACCAUCAUCAUGUCAGCCACCACCUACACCACCACCGCCACUGCAGUUCUGAGAGCGAGCGGCAAUCGCAACUAGAUACGGAUACACAAUCUCUUAAGUCCAAUAGUUCGGCGGACUACAUUCUGGGUUCAGCUGGCACCUGCUCGGAUAGCGGUUUUGAAUCCUCCACUUUUACGAGUAGCAAGCGUUCCACUGCCGCUGAGGCGGCUGCUAUUGAACGCAUUAAAACAGACAUACUUGUGGAGCUAAAUGAGACCACCGCCCUCAGCUGUGAUCGGUUGGCUGGCGGAGUCCCACCAACAACGGUUGAAAGCUAUCGCCACCUUUCCAUCGAUUCCUCUAAGGACAGCGGCAUCGAACAGUGCGACAACGAAGCCACUCCCAGCUAUGUGCGUCCCAGCAAUCUUGUUCAGGAGACCAAGACAGUGGCGCCCAGCUUGACGCCCAUUCCACAACAAAGGGGCAAGCGACAAACGGCCGCUGAGCGACUGCAACCUGGAACAUUUUAUUCCCACACCAACAACUAUUCGUAUGUGUUCCCAGGAGCUCAGGUUUUCUGGGACAACGAUUACAGCGAUGAUGAAGAUGAGGAGGAAGAAAGAGGCGACAAUAGGCACGGUGAUCUUUUUGGCAAUGUACCGCAAAACUAUGAGGAUGACGAUGAGGACGCUUGUGAUCUGAACGCUGUUCCGUUGUCCCCAUUGCUCCCGCCAUCGCUGGAGGCUCACAUAGUCACCGAGAUUGUUAAUGGAGGCGACGAACCUGUCUCCAACAGCAGUCCCGGCCAGAAAAGACCCGCUUGCAUUCUAGAAAACCAGGCAACAGCCAUCCCAUCACCCACUGUUCAGAUGGAAAUUCCGCCCCUGAAGAAGAGACGACCUAGCGAAGAAAAUGACCAGCAAACCCAAAUAGAAAGAUCAGAGGAGAGUCCGCCUCCAGGGCAGUUAGCAACUGUGUAAACGUAAUUUUAGCCCUGCUAAUAGUGUAGUGUAUUUAUUUUAAAUGCAAUUUAAACCAUCUUGUAAACAACAGAAACAAUGUCCAGAGAAGCUCCGAAAUCGAAGCAGAAGGCCAUGUUACCAAUUUCAUUCCCAAGAAGUAUAGUGAAAUCCGAAUUGAAGUAUUUUUCAAUAUCGGUUUCAUGGAAUUUCCGAAGAAACGAAACCGGAACUAGGACCACUAGAUUACUCAAUUCGAGGCUUUAGACAUCUGACCCUCGUUGCUUUACACCUUAGCCCCUACGCCCCUUCCGUUUUGAUAUUUUUUUUAAAAGCUCUUAGUUUAUUUAUUAUCUCUUCAAAACGAAACGCUGUAAAUGUUAGUAUUUUAUUAUAUUAAGUUGUUAUUGAGGCCUUUUUAGAUAAACGAAAAAGAGAUAAGCGGAAAGUUGAAAAAUCCUCUAAAGAGCAGGGUUUCUUUGUAUUCAAAGAGAAGUAGCGCCUCAACUUUAAAUCUAGAUUUAAGCGUAUAAAAUUAAUAACUAUGCAACUACAACAAGAAAAAACAACACUUAUAAUUUAGUUGAGAACUAGACACAAACACUCUGUAUAUAAGCACUCGCCCUUAAUUUGUAUUGUACAUGAUCCUUUUUCUACUUUUUGUGUUAUCCCAUUCUUUUCCUAAUUCUAUCGGUUAUGGCAACUAUUUUCCAACAUUAUUACACUCGCACACACAUCAGAUUUGAUUUUAAGAAUAUAAAAUACAAGUUUGACAUUUGGUGUGCGUGUUUAAAAUGUUUAAUCAAAAACUAGCAUAAAUAUAUAGCCACCAAACGCAGUGUAAACUUAGCAGUAAGAAGUUAGUCUAUAUGUCAUAAAAGUGUAUUAAUAUUCAGAAUAUAAACCAAUCUUAAAAAACGA